GCCCCGGGGGCGGAUUCUUUCUCCUGCUGAUUCUUGUUACAGGCGGCGGCGGGAUCCCGGGACUUGCAGAUUAAAAAGUGAAAAUGACUUCAAACCCUACAUCUCCAGGUACUUCUCCUUCUGACAGUUCCUCCAUAUCUCCUCAGUCUCCAACCAGGACCCUUCAUCUGCCAAGAACAAGAGACCGUUCUCCAUCUCCUAUGAGAGGAUACCUCAUCCCCAGCCCUCUCCCCACGAGACGAACAAGGACAUUUUCUGCAACUGUACGUGCUGCUGAGGGACCUGUGUAUAAAGGAGUCUGCAAAAGUUUUUCACGUUCCAAAGGUCACGGAUUUAUAACCCCAGAAGAUGGAGGACCAGAUAUCUUCUUGCAUAUUUCUGAGUAGGUGUUGGGAUUAUUGAAAGACUAUUUAACUACAAUAUUAAGGUAUUUCCUUUGAAAGAUAGUAGUUCCAUAUCUCCAUUUCAGAGGUCUGUGGUUAUAAAUAUCGGUAAAAUAUGCCUACUAUAAUGCUUUUACCCAUAGAAUAUUGUGGAGGAAACUUAUAGGCAAAAAAGUAUAUUAAUUACCAGCCCAAUGCACUGAACUAAUGCUAAAAAAAAGUGGCCCUUUAAGUGAAGUGUUGCAGUUUAAGGGCAGAGACACACGUUGUUAUUUUGAGAGUCACCCAGCGACAAAUCGCUUCUUCUUCCAGGGGACUAAUCUCACCAAACUGCUUUCUCGCCGGCUAGAAUGUAAAUUGCCGGAGGGAUGGCACUCAGAACACUUAAGGUGGCCAUACACAGGCCGAUAAAAGCUGCCGACAGACCGUGCCGGCAGUUUAUUGGCCCGUGUAUGGGGCCCCCCGACGGGCUUCCCCGAUCGAGAUCUGGCUGAAAGUCGGCCAGAUCUCGAUCGGAUGGGACGAAAAAUCCCGUCGGAUCGCGGCCGCAUCUAUUCGUUGAUGCGGUCCCACGAUCCGACCGCCCAUUACUAUUCGUUAGGAUCCGAUCGUUGGGCCCUAGGGAGAGAUCCUCUCGUUUAGCGACAUCGCCAAACGAGCGGAUCUCUCCGUGUAUGGCCACCUUUAGUUUUCCUAAUUUGCCUGGUAUUGCUUCACGAGGAAACUUCGGGCGACUUCGGAAAGCUGAAGCGAUCAGAGUGCCAUCCCGCCGGCGAAUUGUAUUCUAGCCAACGUGAUGGCAGUUCGGGGAGAUUAGUCGCCCAAAGAAGAAGCAAUUUGUCGAUGGGCGACUAAUCUCCCGAAAUAUCAGCGUGUCUGUGCCCUUAAAGUAAGAAAUGUGGCUAAUUAGUGUGCAGGGGGCAUUCAUAUUCUCCUGUAUUUCUAUCCUACAACCAGGGAAACUAAAUGGCUGUGUUUUUGUCUCCCUCUCUCUCUCUUUUGGUGUUUGCUCGGAAAGCUCCUUAAGCUUUGCUGCUGCUUUUGUCUUAUAGAAACAUUCCUAAACUUUGUGGGGAUUAUCACUGCAACAGGGCCAAUAGUGGAAAAUUCUCAGUGUGAAAAGAUAAUCGGACAAAUCCAGCAGUUGAAAUUGCUUUCCCAAUUUUUUGCACCUGUAGAAAGGACUCCGAUAUAAUAAGGAUGAAUCAAAUUGCAAGAUCAGCAGCUUUCCAUAAUUUGGCUCUCCAUAACUUAAAGGGGACCUGUCUGCAAAAAAUAAUUGAUACAUUAAAAAUUGUUAGGCGAUUGUUUUGUCACCAAUGUAGAUUGAUGCAGCCUAGUUCGGAUCUAGUACAAGGCACUGUUUUUUCAUUAGAGAGAAGGAAGAGAUCAUUUUUAAUUUUGCUUAACAGGUUUCCAGAUAGAGGAUACCUGUAGCUACAGAUGUGUGAUAAUAUUUUUCCUUGGGAGGUAGAUAAUUAGAUUACCAGUAUACAAACCCCUUUCUUCACUCCUCAUUGUGACUGUUCUGUUAGCAGGACCAAAACGUAGAGUAGCUUCAAUUCCUCUUUUCCCCAAUUUUUUUCCCAUAGUUUAGCACAAGCCUCAUUGGCUGGCUUGUCUUGGCUCCUUCUGUUCUCUGCACUAUUGGUUCUGCCACCUGAAACAAUGUAGCAAAAGCCUUUUUGAGACUAAUAUUAGCAAUGAAAGGUCUCAAAUUGUCACAGCGAACACUGGUCUAGGCCACAAACCAUGAAAUGACAUCACUGGGGAUGAAAAGGCAACAGGUGCCAGAUUUUACAGAAUAAUGUUACAGAAUUCUGUUGAAAUUAUGUUUUGCCCAUUGUAAUUUCUUAUAAAAAAUAAAUUUCUUAUUUUUUGCCAUUAUAAAACACAUUUAACAGUUGGGCUGUGUUUAGUGUGUUCAGCAUAAUCCCUAUUCAUUCAGCUAAUGUAAUGAGUGUAUACUGUCCCUUCAAAUAAAAAGGAAAGCUACGGAGGCAUUUUAUUGCCAAUAGAUUAGCUGCAAUAGUGCAAGCUAUAUUUGUUCUGUAGAAUGUUUCACCAUACCUGAGUAAAAAGCUCUAGAAACUCUGUUUGUUUAGGAUAGCAGCUGCAGUACUAGCUUGGUGUGACAUCACUUACUGCCUCACUUAUAGCUCUGGGCUCAGAUUACAUCAAAGAAUGGGGGGGGGAGAGGAGCCAACUGAGCAUGCUCACGCCCAGGGCAAGGAAGUUUAAACUGAAAACAGGAAGUCUGAUACAGAAGCCCAUGUGUACACAAUAGAAGGAGGACUCAGAGCAGCAUUACUGUGAGGGUUUACUGAUGUAUUUAUAUAGACCUUUCUGAUGAGGCUUAUUUAAUUUUAACCUUUCCUUCUCCUUUAAGAUACCCCAUGCUCUCCAUUAUUAAAAUUGGAAUAUUAUGUGUAAAGAAUCCAUGUGAGGCUUUAUUAUAUGCUCCCUUAGUACAGCUCUGUCCUGCGCCAACUCAUCAAACCUGUGAAUCCUGAGGUUCAAUGAUCAUUUAAACUUGUGCCGCAUGUGAAGCCAGGUUACUGCCUCUCAGUGAGGUUCCAUUAUGUAUUACAGCUGCUUGUAGAACGAUUAGCCUGCAGGCAAGUGAUACUUACUUUGUGUCUCCUGUUACAUAUUGUAUCUUGUUCCCAACAAUGAAACCUUCCUGACCGUU
Molecule: messenger RNA, 3075 nt
Organism: Xenopus laevis (African clawed frog)
Lineage: Eukaryota; Metazoa; Chordata; Amphibia; Anura; Pipidae
Gene: carhsp1.S
Product: calcium regulated heat stable protein 1 S homeolog
Biological process (GO): regulation of mRNA stability
Cellular component (GO): cytoplasm
Molecular function (GO): mRNA 3'-UTR binding; nucleic acid binding
Source: RefSeq, marked provisional